Dioszegia hungarica is the source of this 2607-nucleotide messenger RNA. RefSeq names its product chondroitin AC/alginate lyase. Bases 1 to 2607 code for a protein of 868 amino acids. The record is from RefSeq and is a predicted model, not a curated record. The transcript has 5 exons. NCBI's taxonomy places the organism in Eukaryota, Fungi, Basidiomycota, Tremellomycetes, Tremellales, Bulleribasidiaceae.
AUGUCGAGGUAUCAACAAGCACCGUACUCGGACCAGUCGGGCUACGGAAACUCUUACGCCAACAACGGCGCGGGCGGAGGAUUUGGCGGCAACAGCGGGGGGUACGGCGGUAACGGAGGUGGACAGGGCGGCUAUAACCAAGGUGGAGGCUACGCCGAGACUCCAUCAGGGGACUACGGGGACGGAGGCUAUGGCAAGUAUGGAAACGGUGGUGGAGCAGCAGACGGAUACCCCAUGGCUGCCUCGAACCCAUACGCGUCGGCCGGAUCGCCCGUCACGCGGUCGAAGAGCAAGAAGAAGUGGUGGAUCAUCGGCGGGGUGCUGGCGCUUUUAAUCAUUAUCGGAGCGGUGCUCGGUGGUGUCCUUGGGACAGUCCUCAACAAGAAUAAGGGCACGUCUGGCGGGAGCUCCAGCAAUGCCGGGAAUGGACAGGCGGCAGGCGGGAAUGUCGUCCCUUCAGGAGCGAGCUCGGUCAACACUGGUGCUCUGACCGCAACGGCCGCGAACAGAGUGUUGGCGGUCGCGACGGAUACAUACAUGCUUCCCGUUUACGCUACCGGAACCAACACUGCCAACUACGCCGCACCCACCGUCGCCGCCUCCGUUGCCGGCACCUCGUGGCCCUCGGACCCCAGCGCACCGAGCAACAACUCCAUCCGCGCUCACCCUCGUCUUAUCGCUCCCGGAUACAAGUGGAACGCCCUCACUUCCGGCCUCAUCGCCAACAACCCCUACUUCAACCAGUGGAACCGCACGAUUGUCGCCAACGCUACCGACGUUCUCAACAAGCCACCUGUCGCGUAUACCCCCGACGGCGGUCUCAGUGGCUCGGGUGUGCUCGACGUGGCGCGAGAGAUGAAGCUGCGGGUCAAGAACUUGGCGUAUGCUUACCGCGUGACCAACGACACGCGAUUUGCCGAGCGUGCCUGGUUGGAGCUUUCCACUGCCGCUGGAAACAACACCGACGUCCCAUUCGGCGCCAACGACGGUACCCGCUGGAACCCUGCUCACUUCCUGGAUGUUGCAGAGUUCUGUAAUGUCUUCGCCAUCGGCUAUGACUGGCUCUAUGAGCGAUGGACGGACACCCAGCGUGACCAGCUCAUGUGGACCAUGCUCAACCUCGGUCUCUCCCUCGGCGAGGCGGCGCUCACCCAGGCCUCCUCCGCGUCCACCUACUCGUGGUGGACCGGGGUUCCGACCAACGCCAUCGUCAACGGAAAUUGGAACUGCGUCAUCAACGGUGGUCUGACCAUGGCCGCUCUUGCCAUUGUCGACCGCGACCCCACUGGCCGUGCCCAGCGUAUCAUCAACCUUACCGUCCCCAACGCUCGGCUCAACUGUGUCCAGGGCGCCUCGGCCGACGGGACAUGGACUGAAGGACCUAACUACUGGUACUUUGGUGUCAACGCCGCCGGGGAGAUGUCAUCCGCUCUCCGAUCGGCGUACGGUGACGAUCGCGGACUGGCCACUGCCGAUGCCGGGUUCGCCCAGACGUCGGCGUACCACAUGUACGUCCAGGGCAUGACCUCGCUCUUCAACUACGGCGACCACGGACCCAACAAGUUUGCCACUACGGCCAACUCGCUCAUGUACUGGUCGACUGUCUUUGGGCAGCCUCAGUACUCGCUGUACCAGCGGGACCGGUCUGACGCGCCCGAGCCAUUCUCCAUGUUCUGGUACGACCCUGCGACUACCGGAACAUGGUGGGACGGUCUGGCGAUCGACAAGCACUUUGACUCGGCCACUACCGAAUGGGCGACCGGUCGGUCCUCGUGGGCCAGCAACGACGGGACCUAUUGGGCCAUGAAGGCCGGCCAGAUCCCGAGCCACCAGAACCACGGUAACAUGGACAUUGGUGACUUUGUCAUUGAUGCCAUGGGACAGCGGUUCUUUGGUGAUCUCGGAUCCGGGCAGUAUCUCGCGCCCGGCUACUUUAACGGGGAUGAUAAGCAGGACGGGACGAGGUGGUUGUACUACAACACCAGGACGGAGGGGCAGAACACUAUCCUCAUCAACAAUGCCAACCAGCAGAUCUCGGCUACGCCCAGCGCGCAGUUUGGGUCGUCGGGGACCAAGCAGGGCGCGGCGCCAAGCUUCAACUUGUCGUCCACCGACACGGCGUUCUUCACGAUGGAUAUGAGUGGAGCCUACGGAUCCGGAGCCUCCGUUCGCCGAGGUAUCCGAUUCCUGAACGGCCGUCGUCAAUUCCUCAUCCAGGAUGACAUCUCCGGUAUCCCCUCUGGCCAGCCUAUCCAAUGGCGCGCCCACACCAACGCUUCCGUCACCACCAACGGCGCCACCGCCACCCUCGUCCUCAGCGGCCAGACCAUGAUUGCCUCCAUCCUCAACGCCCCAUCCGGCGUUUCCUUUGCGACCGCUUCCCCCACUCGCGCAUCGUCUGACCCCGCGCUCCCCACGGGUGACUACUCGGAGGACUUCCCUCUUCCCUCGGACACCAAGGUCCUGACCAUCAACGGACCGACGGAUGGGUCGGCAUGGAGCAACCAGGUCUUGCUGAGCCCGCAGUGGCCCGCUGGAGUCGCGGCGGCGGCGGUCACGCCAAAGUCGGUGCCGGUCCAGUCGUGGAGUCUGACCAGUCACAACUAG